Molecule: messenger RNA, 1605 nt
Organism: Sceloporus undulatus (fence lizard)
Lineage: Eukaryota; Metazoa; Chordata; Lepidosauria; Squamata; Phrynosomatidae
Gene: FH
Product: fumarate hydratase
Exons: 10
Coding region: 253-1557 (434 amino acids)
Biological process (GO): fumarate metabolic process; malate metabolic process; tricarboxylic acid cycle
Cellular component (GO): mitochondrion; tricarboxylic acid cycle heteromeric enzyme complex
Molecular function (GO): fumarate hydratase activity
Source: RefSeq, a predicted model, not a curated record
AAUGAAGAGCAAAUAAUGAGAGAUUUAUAGAUGAAUCUGGUUGAGAGACUAAGAACGCUAAACUCUAGGAGCCUGUUGGGAUAGUUAUUGGUGAAUGGUUCCCAUGAAGCUUUCUGCUGCCCAAAAUAGUUUGACCAGAAUGCUCUGCUCCUAGAGGCUAACCAGUCUUCCUUCAGAAUAGAAUACGAUACCUUUGGUGAACUCAAAGUUCCAAAUGACAAGUACUAUGGCGCACAGACCGUGAGAUCCACAAUGAAUUUUAAGAUUGGUGGUGCAACUGAAAGGAUGCCACUCCAAGUAAUUAGAGCUUUUGGGAUCCUAAAACAUGCAGCUGCUGAAGUCAAUCAGGAUUAUGGUCUCGACCCAAAGAUUUCUAAUGCUAUUGUAAAGGCAGCAGAUGAGGUAUCUGAAGGUAAAUUAAAUGAUCAUUUUCCUUUGGUGGUGUGGCAAACUGGAUCAGGAACUCAGACCAACAUGAAUGUUAAUGAAGUCAUCAGCAACAGAGCCAUUGAGAUACUGGGUGGUAAAUUGGGGAGCAAAGACCCAGUGCAUCCUAACGACCAUGUUAAUAAAAGCCAGAGCUCAAAUGACACCUUUCCAACUGCAAUGCAUAUCGCUGCAGCACAGGAAGUUCAUGAAGUGCUAUUACCAGGCCUACAAAAACUUCAUGAUGCUCUUGAUGCCAAGUCAAGAGAGUUUUCCAAAGUUAUCAAAAUUGGACGUACUCAUACUCAGGAUGCAGUUCCCCUUACCCUUGGGCAGGAAUUUAGCGCUUAUGUACAACAAGUCAAGUAUGGCAUCGCUAGAAUCAAAUCAGCCAUGCCAAGGGUUUAUGAGCUGGCAGCUGGUGGCACUGCAGUUGGCACAGGACUGAAUACAAGAAUUGGUUUUGCUGAGAAGGUGGCUGCUAAAGUGGCUGCACUCACAGGCUUGCCCUUUGUUACUGCCCCAAACAAAUUUGAAGCCCUUGCUGCUCAUGAUGCCCUAGUUGAACUGAGUGGGGCAAUGAACACUGUUGCUUGCAGCUUGAUGAAGAUAGCCAAUGACAUCCGUUUCCUUGGAUCUGGACCACGAUCUGGUCUAGGGGAGCUAAUCUUGCCUGAAAAUGAACCAGGAAGCAGCAUUAUGCCAGGAAAGGUGAACCCAACUCAGUGUGAGGCCAUAACCAUGGUGGCAGCUCAGGUGAUGGGAAAUCAUGUUGCUGUUACAGUAGGAGGCAGCAAUGGCCAUUUUGAGUUGAAUGUCUUUAAGCCCAUGAUCAUUAAAAAUGUACUACAUUCUGCACGGCUCCUGGGAGAUGCCUGUGUUUCUUUCACUGAUAAUUGUGUGGUAGGAAUACAAGCCAACACAGAAAGGAUUAACAAACUAAUGAGUGAAUCAUUGAUGUUGGUGACUGCCCUUAAUCCUCACAUAGGAUAUGACAAGGCAGCCAAGAUUGCCAAAACAGCACAUAAAGAAGGGACGACGUUAAAAGAAACUGCUAUCAAACUUGGAUUUCUUACCUCAGAACAGUUUGAUCAGUGGGUAAAACCAGAAGAUAUGCUGGGUCCUAAGUAAUUUUAACAAGCCUGGUUCGAAGAGAAAAAAUAAAUUGCUUAAACAAAA